AUGGAUGACAUCCUGCAGACCGCGUUGUUAGAUGCAGGUCUUGACUUUUUCGAGCCGGAACCAGAGACCGUCAAAGACGAACCAAAGGUGGAAGAGGUGAAAACGGAAGAGAAACCUCCACUACCAGCCUCAGUUUCACACCAGGUAUUUGUUUGUUUGUGUUGUUUGUUGGUUUUUAGGUAAUAGUGGAUAGAAAGCAUUUGAUUUUGUGGAAAGGGAGGUUUAUCAUAAUAAAUUGCAAAAAUACAAGGUUAAUAAACAGCUGAAAAAGCGAGAAAGGUUGCGGCAUAUGAAUAAAACAAAUGAAAAAUGGAAAAAAUCAUCGAAUUAAUUUUUUACUUUCAAUAUUUUUGUGGUUAUCUUGUAGUAAAAUCUUUUUUCUGAAAACCUAAAAGUGAAAUAGACCAAUUCAAGAAUCAAUGUUACAGGAUGAAUAUACGCUUUAUUACAAUCAAAAAUUAUUACUUUAAAACGUCUAUCGUUCACACGAGCCUAAUAAAUCAUUUUCAGGUGAAAAAUGAUGAUAUUAAACCUGCUGAAGUUCAAGUUACACCGAAAACAGAAGAGGAAACGAAGCCAGAGCCGGUAGUAGCAUCAACAAUACCUCCACUGUCUGUUGUAGCAUUAUCAACAUCUACACAGCCAGUUGUGGCACAACCAGCACUACAACCUGUUCUAUCAACAGUAUCACUACCCCCACAACCUGUUGUAUCAUCAACACCACCACUCCCACAGCCUCUUGUGGCAUCUAAACCGCCUCCACUACAGCCUGUUUUGGCACCAACACCAUCACAGCCGAGGAGGAUAAUUGUGAACAAAUCUUUCGUGGAAACGCCGCCACAAAUUGUUACUAGUGAUGGUGUUAAAGUGGUAUGUCUUCUAGAUUUUUUUUGAUUUUUAGGUAUUGGAAGUGUUAACCUUUAUUGGUCAUAGCUUUUUUGGAAAGUUAGUUAGAGCACUAAAAUUUUUUAUGAUUAUCGUUUGAUCUUUUUGGCAUUUAGUUCUAAAAACGGAAUUUUAAAAACUACAUUGGUUUAAAAGUUACAGUAGCUUUAGCGAACCUUACUUUUGUCCGAAAAUUCUCAUUUUUGCUUUAUUUUUGGUCAAUUAAUGGAUAAAUAAAGUAUAAUGGAGUUUAUAUGUCAAUAUUUUAGACCCCAAGACCAGUACGUACUUUUCGACAGAUUAGAACGGUUACUCCGAAUGGCACACAAGUUAUUCAAAGGAUACCGGUUCACAACCCCCAGCCAAGGAUAAUAAAGCAGGAUGGCAUUCCGAAGACCGCGAGGACGGUGAUAUUGCAAAAUGGAGGUACUAGGACGGUUCGAACAUACAAUUACACUUCUGGCGGGAAAAUUGUUGAGGUAAGCCUAAAGAUACGAUUUUUAAUCAUAAGCUCAAAGUUUUAGGCUAAAAAUUUAUUUUUUUAGGCUUAAAUUUACAUUUUAAGGGCAAAAGUUAUAUUUUAAACUCAAAUUUUUCCUUCUAGAGCCCAAUGAUGCAGCAACCCCCAUACAGUCGAAACAUAUCACAAGUCCAGCUAGCACAAUCUCGGCCGAUUAACCGGCAGAGAAUGUUGCAAAGGCCGUUCGACGACCAACAACACGUCUUCAAACCGCCUCAAAACAGUCUUCGAAUCGUUCGACCCGCCUUCAAAACCCCCACACUGCCAAAACCAACCCGACCACAAAUGGCACAGUUGGUGAAGCCGGUUGUCGCGACGCCGUUACCUCCUUUAAAACCGCAAACAUUCCAAAAACCGUUGAAUCCGCCGGUGAAAGACCCUGCCAAACCGGGGACGAGUACGGAGAACCAAGCACCACAACGACCGGUCGAUAAACCUGAUACGACGUUUGGCUUGGAAGAUGAGGUAAGUUGGGUUUAGGGUUAGCGGGAUUUUUGGGACUUGAAAAUUGAAUUUUAGGCUAAAAGGGUGAAGUUGAGGUUCUAAGAUAAUUUAGGCUUAAAAAACAAAUUUUAGACUUGAAAGUGGAGUUUUAGGCUUAAAAGUGAAACCUUGGGCUUAAAGAGGAAUUUUAGGCUUCAACAUUAAUAUUAGGCUUACAAAUUCAUUUUAGGUUUAAACAUGGAUUUUAAGCUUAAAAUGAAGUUUAGGCUUAGGUUUUGAAAUUUUUUGUUCAGGAAGAAAAACACGUUCAAGUGGACACCUUCAUCGAGUACAAACCCCUCAAACUGCGUUCAGGGUGUGAACAUCCGGAUUCAGUCGUCGAAACCGCCUCAUUAUCAGCAGUGUCAGCACCAGAGAUACGAUAUCACAUGACAAUACCAGAAGAGACGAUUGACAGCGGGAAAAUUUCGGCAUUACAGUUGGAAGCAGCUUUAUACGCAUGUCAAGCACAGGAGAGGAUAUUACCUUCAGGCGAAAGAGUUGGGUAUCUAAUCGGUAGGUUUUACAUCAUUUUUGGAUUUUAGGGUAGAUAUUGGGAGUUUUUGUAAAAUACGAGAGUUCUUCCUUGCCGUAGGGUCAUUGUUUGAUUUUUUUUAAUUUGAAGAUUUUAAUGAAGUCGAGGCGAUUUUUACAGGUUUUCAGGUUUUUUCAAAUGAGUUUUAUGCUUAACAGAAUUAUUUUUAGGCGAUGGUGCUGGAGUAGGUAAAGGCCGCACAAUCGCGACGAUAAUCUUCGAGAACUACCUGUUAGGCCGGAAACGUGCUCUCUGGUUCUCAGUCUCAUCCGACUUGUACUACGAUGCGGUUCGAGAUCUGAGAGACAUCGGAGCCGACAACGUGGAUGUGUAUCAACUAAAUCAACUCAAAUAUGCACGGAUUAACAGCGCUGAGAACGGGUUUAUCAAAAAAGGCGUCAUUUUUGCCACAUAUUCGAGUUUAAUCUGUGAAGCACGCCACUUCAAAGACGACGAGGACAAAACGAAUCGCAUCUCAUCGCGACUUCAGCAACUUAUUCAGUGGUGCGGCGAAGGUUUCGAUGGGCCAAUUAUCUUUGACGAAUGUCAUCAUGCCAAAAACUUGGUACCAACUGCCGGAUCUAAGCCAACGAAGACAGGAAGAUACGUACUGGAGCUACAGAAGAACCUACCGAAUGGCAGAGUAAUAUACGCAUCGGCUACUGGAGCUACAGAACCCAGAAACAUGGCUUACAUGACGAGGUUAGGCUUGUGGGGAGAGAAACAAUGUUUCCCAACCUUUUCGGACUUUAUUCAUGCUGUAGAAGAACGAGGUGUUGGAGCGAUGGAGAUGGUCGCAAUGGACAUGAAGCUCAGAGGCCUGUACUUGGCCAGACAGCUCAGCUUUAAAGGCGUCAGCUUCGCAGUAGAAGAGGUACAACUAGAUGAUGAUUUUGUGAAACUAUACGAUGAAAGUGUCAAGUUGUGGAUGGAAUGCCGAAGACAAUUCCAAUUUGCCAUAGACGUACUGAAGAGCGACGAACGAAACGAAAAAACGGUCUGGGCACAGUUCUGGUCAGCCCAUCAACGCUUCUUCAAGUACCUUUGCAUCGGUGCCAAAGUCAACGCAUGUGUCGGAAUAUCGAAAAAGGCCCUGGAAGAUGGAAAGUGUGUUGUCAUAGGUCUACAGUCAACAGGAGAAGCCCAAACUUUAGGUGUACUAGGCGAUGCCGGUGAAAUCACUGACUUUGUCAGCACGACCAAAGCCGUACUUCAAAGCCUGAUCGAAAAACAUUUCCCCGUAGGCGAUUCGGAUGGCAUGGGCAUCCUCGGUGACAUGGGCCGCAUGUUCUCCAUCGGUGCUGGCGGACCAACUAGUGGCACGUUCUCAAGAAAACGCCGUCUAGUCAUGGAUAAUAUUCAUUCUUACAAGCGACGAAGGGAAAACUCAAUGGGAACCGCGAAUGAAAGUGAACGAAGCUCGAACACUGAAGAUGAAGAAGAGAAAAACUCGGAAUCAGAAGAGGAAAGAAGCGAAGCCAGCACGGACGAAGAGGAACUUGAUGAUGAUGAUCUGUUGGAUGACGAAGAUUUGACUGAUAGUGAAGUGGAAGAGGAAAAAGUGGAUAAUGGUAAGGGUUUUGGUUUAGAUUGAGGGCUUAUAUUUAGUUUUAGGUUUUUUGGGAGCCAAGAAUACGUUUUUUGUACCUAAAUAUUGAGAUUUUUCAUGUUGAUUUUGUGAGGGGACGUUUAAUUUAAGCUAGUCGUGGUUUAAGCUAUUAUAAUAUAGAAUAUAAAUUAAACUUUUGCAAUUUCAGCUAAAGACACUUUGGCCCGCCAACGCCACGACAGCUUAUUCGACACUCUAAUGGACCAACUCGACGAUAGUUACACACCCGAUGUUGACCCAUUCCAACACGAUUUCUCGUCGGCCGAAGACCCUUGGGCUCCUUACCAAAAGUACCAAGAAGAUCAACAAGAAGCCGAAGAAAUCAAGAAACGAAAAGAGCUGGAAGAGAUAGAAAGAAAGAAGGAAGAAAGGCGAAGACGAAGAAAGAUCAGACUCCGCCAAAAGCUGCGCCGAAAACGAAAAGAACUAGAAGAACAAAAGAAACGAGAAAAAGAGCUGAUAGGCCAACGACGAGUGGAAAAUGCCACAAGCGCAGCGGAUUUUAUGGAAUCGACCAGAGUAAUCGAGAACGACCAUCAACGAGACCCAUCCUCCCUUUUAAUGAUCAAAACCGAGCUAUUGGCCGCAGUAGAACGCCUAGGACACAUGUUACCACCAAACACUCUAGAUCAACUCAUCGACGAACUUGGAGGCCCAGAACAUGUAGCUGAAAUGACUGGUCGAAAGGGCAGAAUUGUUGUUCAACCAAACGGUCAAGUCGAAUAUCAACCAAGGAACGCAAACAGCAUGGCGCCAGUCGAGCUAAUGAAUCUGGAAGAGAAGGAGAAGUUCAUGAAAGGCGAGAAGCUGGUAGCAGUGAUCUCAGAAGCCGCCAGUUCAGGUAUCUCGCUCCAAAGUGACAGAAGAGUUGAGAACAAACGAAGACGAGUUCAUAUUACACUUGAGCUCCCAUGGUCAGCCGACAAAGCCGUACAACAGUUUGGUCGUACUCACCGUUCGAAUCAGCUCACAGCUCCAGAAUACCUAUUCCUGAUCUCAGAGCUGGCCGGAGAGAAGAGGUUCGCGUCAGUAGUGGCAAAAAGACUGGAAUGCCUAGGGGCAUUAACUCACGGUGACAGAAGAGCGACAGAAUCUCGAGACUUGAGUCAGUUCAACCUGGACAACAGGUACGGCCGAGAUGCCCUGCAAAUCAUGAUCAAAACCCUGUCGAACCCGAGGAAUAAGUUGUUCCUACCUCCACCAGCCGACUACAAGGUCCAGAAUGCGAGUUUCUUUGAAGAUAUGCGGGAGUACCUGGUGGGAGUAGGGGUUCUGUCGAAGAACCCAAACAACCCAGCUGGAGUAUUGACAAUUGAGAAGGAAGGUGUCAGUCUGUCAAAGUUCUUGAAUCGACUGUUAGGAUUGCCGGUUCAUGCUCAAAAUGCUCUGUUUGGAUACUUUACGGAUAUCAUCAAUGAAUUGAUCAAACAAGCAAAGGCUAACGGCACUUUUGAUAAGGGAAUCAUGGGUAAGCUAAUUUUUGUUUAGAUAGUGAGGUUAAAAAUAACAACUUUAUUAAAUUUGGACUUCAAUAGGACUACUUUUUAGUUUAUAUUGACUACUUUUAGUUCUUUUUUCUAAAUGAAUCUAGGAACUUGAAAAUUCACGAGAUUGAAAACAAUUCUUCUUGUUACCUAAUUUCAAAAACAAAGUUUUAAAAGGUACUAAAAUUUUGAAUUUACAGUAAUUUUAGUAAACCCUGCUUUUUUAAAAAUUUGGAUGUCUUGCAAUUUUUAAUAGUAACUUUUUUUAAAAACGUGGCAUAAGUUUGAAAUUCGGUGUCAUUAUAGAUUAUUCUACUUUUUAACGUAGUCAAAAAAGCAAAUUUAAACUUUUACAAAAAUGACGAAGUUACAGUAGUUUUACCAUAAACCGCUUUUUUGCAUUUUUUUUUGAUUUUUGGGAAAACAGGGCUAUUUUGUACAAUAAACUUUUGAAUCUUUUUUUUUUUUUCAGAUCUUGGACACGGCACAGACACAGCGACAGAAAUGGAGAAACGUGAAUUCCGCGGAGUUAUCGAUAACUCCAAUUUCCUGGUCAAAAUGCACAAAAUCGGCGCGGAACGUGGAGUAAAAUGGGAAGAAGCCGUCAGAUUGUUCCAAGCCCAAACCGACGACGAAGACAAUGUUUGUGGCUUCUAUUUGGGAAAAGCAAAUGCUCAUCGAAAGGUCUUGAUCAUUUUGGUUGUACAUUCGUUAAAAAGAAGCCCGUUGAACUCGAAUGGUCAGAAGACAUACACCAUUGUCAGGCCGAACUCUGGAAGAUCGUCGAAAUCAUUUUUGAUCUCGGAGAUCUUGAGGAAACAUACUAGAGUCCCAAUGACUGAAGCUGAGAAGGUCUGGAAUGAGCAUUAUGAUAGUAGGUUUAUAUUGUGAUUAGGAAAAGGAUAGCGAUAGAACUAGGGCAAUGGUCUUUUGCUUUAAAAAGUGUUGUUAUGGAUGUUUGUUACCUAAAAUAACGCUUUUACGGGUUUUUGUUACCUAAAUAUUGUUUUUGUGGCAUUUUAAUGUCUAAAAUACAGUCUUUAUCUUAACUUGUUUCACUUCAGAGCUCGGAUCCAUGUGUUUCCACCGUUACCUGAAUGGCUCCUGCAAAACCGAAGAACAAAACAUAUUUUGCGAAGUUGGCCGUCGGUUCCGUACCUACUUUGUACUGUCUGGCUCGGUGAUCGCGGUUUGGCCGAUCUUGGAAAAAGCCCUAACCGAAGCCAAAACCAACAAAAAUGCAGCCACGCCGAAUAUGCAAACUGUUCGAAUUCAAACCAAUGGAAAUCAGAAGCUGGUGGGACUGUUGGUGAAACCACAGCACGUCAAGACACUUCUGAAGGCUUUGAACGAACUGGAGCCACGAUAA
Molecule: messenger RNA, 6885 nt
Organism: Bursaphelenchus okinawaensis
Lineage: Eukaryota; Metazoa; Nematoda; Chromadorea; Rhabditida; Aphelenchoididae
Source: the annotation of a GenBank genome assembly